Messenger RNA from Camponotus floridanus (Florida carpenter ant), 11425 nucleotides. RefSeq names its product protein unc-80 homolog (gene unc80). NCBI's taxonomy places the organism in Eukaryota, Metazoa, Arthropoda, Insecta, Hymenoptera, Formicidae. The record is from RefSeq and is a predicted model, not a curated record. Gene Ontology annotation, biological process: monoatomic cation homeostasis. Gene Ontology annotation, cellular component: axon; cation channel complex. The transcript has 51 exons. The coding region runs from base 538 to 11127 and encodes 3529 amino acids. Gene Ontology annotation, molecular function: monoatomic cation channel activity.
GCAGAUUCCUGGGCUGAUCGAUGAAACGACCGGCGCAUUAGAUUUUCCGAGAGUCGCACGCGCAUUCACCAUCCUCGAGGACGAAGGCGCGUAGAACACGUCUCUCUCUCCUCAGUCACACGCUAUCCCGGUGCCAGGGUGCAUCGUAUACCUCCAUCUGAAGGGAAUGACAGAAGUGUGUUACUAGGUCGAGUGGAACACGUGAUAUUUUCUCGCGCGGCUUUACUCUUUGACGACAUCAUGCCCGGCUGCAUCCAGAGAACAUCUAGCAGUUGAAUAAUAUUGUGCAACGAUUCGUCUUCUCGCGAAAGGAGUUUCCUUUUGAAAUUGGGCAAAGUAUGUGAAUCUCUUUCGCGUGAAGAUAGGAUCAUUUUUAUUUUAGUUCCCGAUUCUUGCGUUUUCGACAUUCCCCGAUUGGGAAUUGAUCCAUUGGCUUAUGGAGUGCUAUUGACUCCGUACGAGGGUGUGCGCACGACGUAGGAGUUUGACAGUGAAAGGCGGCAGGAUCGUGUUUUGUGAGUGCUAGCUAAAACAAGCAUGGAUAAACGACGAUCCUUGGAUGGAGGCAUUCAGGAGCACCCUUUGCCUAUCCCGGUUCAGAUGUUCCUUUGGCGACAUAUAAGGCCAUUUAUUCGAGCUAAGCUAGGAAAACUUCAUGAAGCAUCUUGUACGUUCUGUCAACAUGCGCCAGGCCAUCAUGAAAUGAAGGAAGCAUGCACGUGUCUUGAGAGGGUUUUAGUACAAAAUCUUCACAAUGACCUCACGCCUUCGUUAAGCCAGAUAUUGGGCAACGUACCACGUUGGCGUUUGAUUCAAGCCGCUCUUCCUUACGUUCUCCAUGCUACGGCCAGUCUUUUGCAUAAUAAGAAGGAUUUUCAGAGCCUCGGCACGAUGGAAACGACUCUUCUUUAUAUUCUCCACUGGAUACUCUUAGAUUCUGCUGAGGAAUGUUCCGAGAAUGACAUGGAUCCGUCAAAUCCCUUUUUUUAUUUAUUUCCAAUACCCACUAUGACGCUCUUUGUUUACCUGUUUGCGCCUCUGUUUAACCAUUUAAAAGACAUUGACUUUAAGACGAAUUUGCGAUUAGAAAACGGUCUAAAAAUAUGGUCCGCCAUGUACGAAUGCCGACAUCCAGAGGCAACUUGCUUUACGGCACAUUGCCGUGCCAAGUCACGUAUUUAUUGGAGUCAGUCUUUUAAAUCCGCCAAACAUCACUUGUUGUCCGAUGACGUUUUUGUCGGAGGAAAUGUCGAAAGUCCACCCAAUCAAUCGUUUUCGGAUCAAAGCGCCCCGCCAUCUUCGAAAGUAAUUGACGAUGAUCAACAAAGUACUUGGUUGUCAUCGCCAAAAGACACAGUUUUCCCAGAGACGAUUCCUGAAGAAAGCUCCGGUGCGGAGGACGAGCAUGUGGUAAUAUUCAGAUUACCAUCUUUGAGUGAAUCGGAGAGAAUGCUUGAUGGGGUAAAAGAAGUUUCCACCAUAUUCGCAGGUGAGGCCAGCAUCUUUCACGUCGCGAUGGGCAGGACGACUAGCUCCUCGAAAUCUACGUUGACGAUAGAGCAGGUCACGGCAAUUUCUGGAUUAGACACGUGCAAACAAUACCAUGGAAAAACUGUGAAAAUCGGAGAUACGGAGAAGGAAAAGGAAGAGAAAAUUUUAAAGACGGAAAAAGAAGCGCAAGGAACCUCGAAAACACGUGAAAGUUUCUCGAUUCAACGACAACUUGCAACGGAACACGCUACCGGUUCUGCAGCCGUCGAUUCGGACGUCCGAGCUGCAACCUUCCUAGACGUAGCUACUUUGAGGUGUUUAUUCGUAUCUCAAUGGCAGGAAGAGGGUAUCUUCUGGGCUCUUCAGUUCUUAUAUUAUCGAUUACGAAGGAUCAAUGAGGAGACCUCAGUACAGCAAAUGCCGCGUCGCCGCAGCAACUCCUUGCCCAUACCGAAAAUUGAAGUAUCGAUUUAUCAGAGCCCUGAAAGUAAAAAGAAGGAUGUAUUAAAAGAUUUUAUAGAAGUGCCCGAUACACGUGAUACCACUCUUCUAACGGAUUCUCCGUAUCCCACACGCAAAGGUCACGAGAGCGAAUCAAGCCAUACAAGACGCGCCAGCGAGAAGACGAAAAAGCGCAUGAAGAUGGCCGAUCUCAAAGCUUUCGUAGAAACAAAAUUGCUAUCAAAGUCAGAGAAGGCACUUGAGAAGAUUGGCCAAGAAGAGCCCAAGAUGUUGUUCGAGCAGGAAUGUCACAGAAGCCUUGAUACUGGAGACGAUCAUCUGACAAGACAAGCCUCGACUAGUUCAAAGAUUUUCGAGGCGAAGGACGUCGACUACAUGAAACAUCCUACAAAUCUAAUUAAAGGGAAGAGUAUGCCGAGUUUAAGCUGCUUGAUUAACGAGCUGACCGCGGGAGGGUACAUCGGUGAUACUCGCAUUGAAAGAAAACAGAGUCGUUUCUAUAGUCAAUCCUACACCGCUCCAAAUCCUAUCAUUACCGUCACGGAGCACACGCCAACCCCAUCUCCAGAUUACAUGAAGCGACAGGGAUCCAUUGAUAGUCAGUUGGAUCUCAUCAGUGUUCAAGGAGGACGUUUAUGCUCCGAAAGGAAACCCAGUCUUACGAGAUCUCAGACAGAUUCUAACAUCACUUAUAUGAGCGACGAGAUGCCAGAAGCGCCAGGUUCCGCAUGUUACAUUACUAAAGAAGGCGAUAUUGAUCUUCAAGUCGUCUUGAAAGCGAUACACUCCGUUGCGCUGCGAGAUAAUGUCUCUUGUACGCCACGAGUCUGCGAGAUUAUGUUAAAUUUAAUGGAACUUUUAAUGGACAUGGGAGUGAUGAAGCAUUGUCUUCGGGAGGAAGCCACCAGCAGUAACGCAGGAUCUGGUACAGGAAUCGAUAACAAAUCGGAAACAGGAAAGAAACAGGAUUCGCCAAUGGUAUUAAAUCAACAGGAAUCUAGACAUGAUGGGAAAGGCAAGCCGACUGCACAUAAUCUUCUUAUGAAUUGCGUGAUUAGAGUAUUAAAACACUUGGGCUGUCCACACGGUUGCUUGGACGGAGUGCGUGGUCCUCAGGCCGAUAUUUGUCGCUCUCAGGGUCAAACCAUCCUAACUAAAUUGCAUCGCGCGAGUUCCCGUCAAUUUUCGCGAUUUUUAAGAACGAUGAUACGCGAACAACCGCUGACGGAAAUCUUGGACUUCUUUCAUGCGUAUGUUGGGUACUGCGUUGAUCCAAGUUCACUAUUAUCGCCACUCAAUCAAAAACGAAUAUCGAGCAAGUCGCCCGAUGUAGUUUGUCAAAGUGGAUACGCGACGAAUUUCGGCGCCGGGAUGAUUGGUUCCGGUGGCAGUGGGGCCGGAGUUGGUACUUCAGGUACUUCGGGCGGAAGCGUCGUCGCGACGGCCGGCGUCGCACCGUCUUACAACGUCGGUAGUUACGGAGCUCGUGGUAUCGAAGGGCAAAUUAUGACCUACGUCUUCAAGGUUUUGGUCACACGCCUCGUUGAUUCUAUGAAGCACCUGAAGACGCAGGAGAAUAUCGGUCUCUACUGCGACGUGCGACAGUUGAUGACGUAUAUCAAGGAAGCGCACGGUGGUAUUUUUCGACGUGUUGCCCUCAGCGGCAUUCUGGAUUCUGCGGAUCGACCAAAUAAACGAUGUAACAGCAACGUGCAAACGACACGUGUUAUAAGACACAUUCAUCAAUCAGAUUUAGAGGAACACCCUGAUAUUGGAGGAGACACGUGUUACACUGUUGAUGACAGAGGAUCGCGAAAGUUUCUCUUCAAGAAGAGAAGCACAUCGUCCACUUGUGCUGCGGGAUCAAAUUUGCAGAGUCUCCUUGAAACGGAAUUGAGUGAGGAAAGCGUGAAAGCCAGUCAAAGCCCAUUGGGUAAUCUGCGUAAGAAGCAUCACGUGUUAACGCCUCGACAGAGCGAACGUAAUUUAUGUAUCGGCGAAUCUUUUCUUGGGCCUGGAAAAAUGCGGAAAUCGACUCGAUUUCAGAUAGGUGGUAUCGUCAAUUGGUUCCGGAAGGAGUACAGUCGGACUGAUUCUACCGAUAGCCAUGAAAGUAGCGAAUCACCCACAGACGGCAGCUUUGUUAGGCAGCCCAGUUUCCAUUACGGUCCUUAUCGCAGCACAUCACGCACCAGUCGCGGGGUCGGCUUAACAUUUUUAAAGGCGAAACGUCGAAUGGAGGAUCAGCUGAAUAAAAUCGGUUUCGGAAAAAGCAAGAAAAAAGAAAGCAUGGAAGAGACGCCUGGAAGCUACUUUAGUCGAAGAAAUUCAAUGGAGCUCGGCGAGGCUUGCAGAGAAUCCGAGUUCGUUGUUUUGAAGGAAAGAAGAUUAGUACCUUGUUCUGCGGUAUUCAAUGGAAUGUUACGAUUUUCCUUUCUACUAGAGACGUGCCAACCAGGCUCCGUUCCUGAUCCUCAUCUAAUGGCAUCGCUUUUGGAUCUUCCAUAUGCUCCAGUAGUAUCUCGCGCUUGUUUGAUACUGGAAUGUGCACACUUAGUGCACCAAUGCAACAAAGGCCACUGGCCAACGUGGAUGAAGCACAACUUUCCCAUGUUUCGACCAUCUGUGCCGAUAAAUAAUCGAAACGCUUCCACUACGCUUAGGCGCGUUCAUGUAUUACAACGCACUGCGGGAAAAUUAUUUUAUCAAUGGGCAGAGGCUAUAGGAGCACGUUUGGAAGAAUUCUUAGCUGAAGAUAAACAAAACAUGGAACAGAUAAUCAAUAUAGUAUCUGAUGAAAGCAAACAGAGAGAUUUAAUCUUGGAAGAUGAAGAGGAAGAUUUUCUCGAUGAAGCGAGUAUAAACAGUUAUGGAUCCCAAUGCCCCUUCGCAUUGCGUCACGUUGCUUGCAUUUUGCUCCUGGAAGUGACAGCAUUCUUAAGAGAGACUUAUCAAACAUUACCAAAGUCAAGUAAAUUGCUAACAAAGGAACGUCCCCCACCUUGGGAAAGAAUGUAUAGUCGAGAGGCAAAUCGACGUUGGAGUGUGGCUUUAUCAUCUAUGGGCCAUUCACAAGCAUCUGCGCAAAGUCUUCAAUCUAUAGCCGGUGAAGUUAUUAAUCGUGAAGGAAUCGCGGAGCGUAAAAUUAGUUUUGUUUUGUACGAACCUGAUAAUGAGUCCGAGGGUAGCAGCAAAUCGACGGUUACGAUUCAAGGGGAAGAAACCCAAAACAUUGAAAAGGAAAAAGCGAAAAGGAUGCCAACACCUCAAAGUAGACCAUUCCUCCUUCGUCGUAGUACUGCGGGAACUGGUUCGUUUAAGAAAAGGAGCCUUAAACUUCGUCGCAAUACUAAAGAAGGCAAAGAUACAGAAUGCGAGGCGUACACAGUAAAACGUGCAGAUUCGAUUCAAUCUAAGAGGAAAGUGAGCUCGCUUUCCGAUAGAAGUGAUACAUCCGAACCCGGUGCUGCCGGCGAAGUUAGCGGCGAGGAAUCACCGGGUAUUCUCAGCGAUGAUCAACCACCAGAGAGCCCGAGUGAUAGCAAUGAAACUGACGAGACCAAUAAGAAUUUCCCCUGGAUGAAGGUACUCGUGCAGCUCGCCAAUUCCUUCAAUUUCUAUUGUUCUCACCAGAAUUUCUGCCAUCCCUUUUGCCAUCGGCGACAAAUGCGUGCUAGCAGCAGGUUAAUAAAAUCCGUGAGAAAGAUUUAUGGUGAAAAAUUUGGCAUUUUGAACGGAACUGGUUUAUUGGAUGUCGACACUGAUAAGAAAGAAGAUGGCAAAAAAGACAAACGUAGUCGCAAGAUAUCCGAACAAACCAGUACACAGGUGUCGCCUGUCCGAAGAAAAGACAGCCUGGGGCGCAAGUACAAAAUAGAAAAAAAUCUAGAUGGAUCUCAAUCUGGUCGAUCAACUCAACGGGAUUCUUCAAAAGAUCUCGCAGAGCAAGACUCUGAAAGAGGCAAGGAAUCUUCAAAAAAGAAUACGAAUGAUGAUGUUGAAGAAGAUAAAGAACCACCGCCGAUUUUAAAAUAUGUAAAGACUCAAGUGAAAGAUGCUUUUCAUUCGCCUUUGGCUACUUUGGUAAAAGGAGCUGUCGUUAUGACGGAAGAUCUGUUUGUGGAAGUAUUACCUGUCGCAUGGGAACUCUUAUUGGAAUCUAAUCAAGAAGUAGCCGCAUCAGCCGCGGCACUUUUUAUAAUAUCAGCCGUACGAGCACCGAAUCAAGCCAGCGAUCUAAUGCACAAAGGUCUGCAACACAGUAACAGCAGUGUACGCAUCAAUGCUAUUUUGCGGUUUCAAGUUUUGUGGAAAUUACGAUAUCAAGUGUGGCCACGGAUGGAAGAGGCGGCUCAUCUAACUUUCAAAGUGCCUCCGCCAGGAAUAGAAUUCACUCUGCCGUCGCCAAAGAUUGGAAUAGAAUCCUUACCGGUGGUCGAUCCGCCAUGGAUGCCACAAGUGAAAACCAAGGUGGAGGAAGUCACUAUCAAUCAAGAACGUCACAGAUCUUUAGUGACGGCGACGAAGACGAGAAAGAAGCAGCAGACCGAAUUGAUCAAGAAAGCUCUUCAGGCGCAAGAUGAUAAAAAACGGGAAGAAAGAGAGAACUUUCUAAUAACAACGAUACCGAUUACCGUCCAGGCUGCUUAUGAACCCAGCCCAGUAGGAGAUGAUCAUGACGAAGGAACCGUGGGAGAUGAGGAUGCAGGUGAGACAGUCCCGAGGAAUACGUCGCAUCACGGUCAAUCGGCUCUCUCGUUGUUUCCCUCAUCGUUAUGUUCAGCGAUUGUUCAAAUUAUCAAUCUUCUAGAUGAUCCAGCAGUAUCCGAUGAUGGGAAUGCCGUAUAUGAAGUGGCAUAUCAAGUGAUCUGGAGUUGCUUGGUAGAAGACAGUGCUUUGUUCCUUCGAUAUGUACUGGAACGUCUGACGAGAGAAAAGCAAGAGUUAAUGUUCAAGAUUUUAAGACAUCUUAUUAGAUUUGUACCGAAGCUACCGCAGCAAGCUGCAUUCGCACUGUACAAUUAUAUCAUUGGAUACGUCAUGUUUUAUGUGCGUACUCCGCACGAGGAGGGUCAAAAGUUAAUUGGAACUGCACUGUCUAUUCUGUGGAUGGUGGUACACAGUGUACACGGCAUUAUGUUUAAAGAUCUAAAGCAGAUUCUGCGUAAGGAGCAGUGCGAUGCGUCAAUCUUGCUUACGGCAAAUGUUCCAUCGGCAAAAAAAAUCAUUGUUCAUGGUUCACAGGAUCCCGAUUCCGGAGAAAUACCCUCGCAAUUUCCGGUCCAAGAGGACACGCAAUUUUGUCAGAUACUUCGAGAGUCCUUGGACUUUUUCGGCAUCGAAGAAUCGAAACAUCAUGAAUAUUUUCUCGUUGAUUACAAGACGCAUCAAAUACAUAAUCCAUCGUCAUAUGUUAGAGACUAUUAUUUCUUCAAGAGGUCUCAAUUCCCACAAAUCGAACUUGUUCAUAUGAAACCGGAAGACGCGUUUAACGCGUUACAAAAACAGGAAUUAAUGCACAAGUUCGUGGAGAUAGGAAAAGUGCUAUUAACUUGGGCAAUCUUGAAGAAUGUCGAUAUGGUGGUGCAGAGAGUUGUGUUUCUUCACGAAGAACUCAUGAAACUACCAUCGUUCCCACGAAAAGCACUAGAAGCGGAUUUGGACCUGUACAAAGGUGGCGAGAUUGGAAGAGAACUUCUCGGACUGGAUGUAAUGCAUAAGUUUAUGUGGGUUAGAUUGAUCGCGCGUAUGUUUGAGGCCAUGGCCGGCAAUUUUGCGUAUUCUGGCGAUAUCCAUCUCUUUCUGAACGUUCUAAAUGGUGCCCUGAUUCUUCACAGCGAGGAUUCAUGCAUUCUACGUUACGUUGUGGCAACUUAUAUAAACGCAGCGCACAAUUUCAAGAAUAUCUUCUCGACCAACGGUUACCUGCUAAUUAUGCCGACUUUAUUGCAAUUAUAUUCGACGCAUCAGACGAACAAACUCGUAACAACUACUGUCGAAUACGCGGUCAAACAAUUUUAUCUCAUGAAUCGUAAGCCUUUUAUUCUUCAAAUGUUUGGCAGCGUAUCCAAUAUAUUGGACACGAAUGAGAUGAGCGUUCACGGCGAGGCUCACAAGGUUCCUUCUACGUGUCUGUUUAAUUUAUUAUUGAGUUUGGAAACUCCAUCGCCGGAUCCGCUUAAUAUAGGAGAAUUGGUGAAAGAAGAGAAGCCUUUGAAAGCGAUAGAUUUCUGUUAUCACGAUGAAAACGAAAUGGUCAAUGUGCUCGAUUGUAUAUCUCUUUGCGUGAUGGUGAUAGCUUACGCGCCUGACGCUCUCAGAGGUCAACAAAUGUUGAUAAUAUUAGAAGCAAUAUUGCCAUGCUACGUUCAGCAGAUACAAUUACCUACAUAUAACAAAGAUGGCAAGACGGAAAAGGAAAUAAUAAAUCAAUUAGCUAUUGCAGUGAAGACAUUAGUUAAUAAUUCCGAAGCGCUAACAAAGUAUUACAAUGGUCCGCAGAAAUCGAGUCCCGAACAUAAAGGUUCCAGUCAGAAAAAUUAUGGCAAAGGCCCGUAUUCACCGGGUUUCGAUUUCGAAGACGACACUCUUCGCACGACCAAAUACAUAGAACACUCGAAAGUUCGAGAUUUUUACGAUCGAGACAAUGAAGAUGCUGAAAAUUUUCACAAAAACGAAUUUAGGAGACCUCGCAAUACUUUAUUAAAUAUGGUUGGCGAUUUCGUGGCUCGUUGUUCCAUUCGUCUGGUAGAACUCAACAAAAAAUCUCAGGACGGAAAGAAUAUCGAGCUAUUGGAUUCAAAAUGCCACGUGCGGCUAGCGGAUAUCGCUCACAGUCUUUUGAAGAUCUCUCCAUAUGAUCCCGUCACUAUGGCUUGUCGUGGUCUCCGUAGAUAUAUGAAUGAUAUUCUUCCUUCGACCGAAUGGGCGACCGAUGACAUGAGGCCGGCGUUAACACUCAUUCUCAGGAGAUUGGAUAAGAUUUUUGGUAAAAUACAUAAGAAAGCUUCGAUCAGGAGGAAUACUAAUUGGGUUGCCGCUAGUAAUCUUUUGAAAGGAGUUUACGAAACCCUGUCAAAAUGCCCGUACAUCGCGCACUUCCAAUAUCUGAAGACCCUAUUGAAUACUUGUCAGGCCUUGAUUGUUGGAGAUACUCCACCUGAGGACGUAACUUCGGCUUCCGCGGCUGCUGUAAUGAGCAAGAUACCGCCUCAGCAUUUUUGCUCGACGGUGUUACGUCUGAUUGCAUUGCACGUGAUAUCAUACGGCGAGGGAUAUUCGUUGGAAAAUGUUCUCGGUGGUCAGAGCAUGUUCGCCACUCAGACACGAACCGAGAACACGUUGUUGAAUUUGUUGAUACCAUUAUUUUUGCGCAUUGGAACUGGAAGAAAAGAUGUACCGAAACUGCUACAAUCGGACAUCAGUUUUGCUUUAACGGCUAUAUUGAACACUCUUUGGCCGCCGAGCGUAAAAGCAGUACCGUUGACAGUGCAAAAACCAUCGACGGAUAUAAGGACCGGUAGUCUAACAUUUGCCGCGAGAGAUCCGAAAACUUUGACAAAAAUAUCGUUAACGCUAUAUCAAGUAGCGUUUCUAGCGCUUAAAAUAAUGACGAUAUGUUUCGAAACUGAGCUGAGAACGGAAUGGCCGAAAAUUCUACGCACAAUGCGUCUUUUGAACAAGCGUAACGAAGCUUCCAUAUAUCUUUGGAAUUUCAUAGAAUUCGUGGUAACGCAUCGUACCCCCUUGUACAUCCAGAUGCUACCGUUUAUCAUUUAUAAGAUCGGACAGGCGCCGAUAUCCGAGCAUGAGCGAAAUAUGCAUACCAUCAUUCGGGAGAAAAUCAACGGCAGCAUCACUGUACCAAAAUCUCGGGGAGCGCUGCUGAUGGAUCUUAUUCACGAAUUGAAGAAUCUGAAAGAGGAAAUUGAAGAUCGAAGAUUCGAUGAAAUGCAGCCGGAGCCUAAGAGAAGCGUAGUGGAUAUGCAUCCAAUAAUCGAAGGUCAACCGCGUACUCAGAGGCCGUCUCUCAUGGAUCUUCUGACCGGAGACCUAGGAUCUAGAGCUCACAUAAAUCGUACACCUUCCGAGACUCCGAUAUCUCAUUCCACAGCUUCUCAAUUGCAGCCUCAUUCCAACUUGGGUAGUACUGUUAAAACAAUGCAGUCUAGUCAAGUAACAGGAGUGCCGAGCGGUACUCGCAUUGGCGGAUCUAUAUCGAGCGCAGGAUCUUCCACUUUGCGAGAAACGAGCGACACGAUUACCGGAGACACCUGCGUCGAACAGCAGCCAUCGUCAACGACAACAGAUAGAUUCCAACCAUCUUCUACUAGUGAUGAACGUAACCAUGUUAAGCUUCAUCCUAUCUUACCUCAUCAAAAGGCGCCAAAGCUGCGCUUUGUCUCUUCCGUAGAGUUUAGAAACUCAUCAGGAGAGACAGUGACGAGCCAACUAAGUCCGAGCAGUCUGAUCGAAGACGGUUCUGGCGAAUUCCAUACCGACAGGCCUCGCUUACAACGUUCUAUGGGACAAAGCAAGAAGACCUUCCGCUUAAGAAAAAGUCGAAAGAGUCACAUUGAGAUGACUCAGACGAAAUCCGAACAGCAGGAUCUAACUCUUGUCGAGCAAGUGACGAGUCCGCCGACAUCGCUCGUGCAAACAUCAUCAGCAUCAGCAGUGGAUCAGCCGUUAUCUAAUAUUCCAUCCGAUUCUUCAUCUAUUCGUUCCAGACGAAGUCUAUCUGCUCGCAAAUCGGAUGGAGACAAAAGUACCAACGUGUCGGCGGACCAGCAGCAAUUUCACGGAACGACUCACCAGCAUCAUCAUUGUCACUAUUAUCAUCAUCAUCUACAUCCUCAGGUAUCGGACGUUUCCUGGGACGAAGACACGUCCAGCACUUCCGGAUACCGUGAGUCGUACAGCAUGCAACUCAUGUCAUUGGACGGUACUAAUGCUCGAUCGGCGCCACCUUUAGCAUCCCCGGAUCUCAACGAUAUGCCAUCCACAAGUAGUACAACCACUAAUUAUAUGGCUUUCGAUGGCAGCUCCCCGGAUUGUUCGAUGAAUGGCAGUGGAGGCGAAAAAACUGCUCUGCUAACUUCAAGUCAAAGAACGACUUCUCAACAUUCCUUAUUGAUGGUCUUUCCAAAUCAGGACGAGGAUACAUUAAUAUAAAUCAUAGAAUUUUUUGAUUGAGACUGAUAAUUUAAAAAAAUCAACGAAUAUCAAGAAAUUUGAAGAAAUAGGGAUAAUUUGAAAAAUGAGACGUAUCUAAAUAUCGGAAUUAAUAUGUAAAAUACUAUACAGUUAAUUUAUCAUUUCUUACCCCUUAUUUCUUUUAUAACUAAUUGGAGGUAUGUGUCCUGUUGUUAUUUGACAUAAAAAUGUUUGAUAUAAAUAUCAUUUUUGCUCUAUCGUGAGUUCCACACGUAAAGUAUAUAUAUGUAUAUCCCCAAGCUUAAACCAAAGUAAA